ACGAUAAAAUAGCAGUAUCAUUAUUCAGUUACAUCGUUCACAUAUCAGCACAUCACUAUGUACAUAAAAUUAUAUGAUAUCUAAAAGCAGACUUUAUCUUGUGUUACUUUACACUUUAGUUCGUUGCGAGAAUUUAACGCACAAUGUAUUUUUUAAUAUUCAUUGUUUCUGUUAUAUUAUUAAUAUUAUAUGCGGUUAAAAAGAAAGAACCGGAACCGAUAUUCGGUGUAUACUCUGUGCCCGGCAAAUGGUACUAUUUAAAAUAUGUCGUGUUCGCUUUCAUUUACUAUUUUCGUAAGUACGUGAAGAGCCAUGCGGCGGGCACGGACGGACGCGCGGGACAGGGAGUGAAGGCUCUCGCGGACCCCGCCGUUAUGGACUGCGCACAGAUGCUCAGCGACCACGCCAAGGCAUUUGAUGCGAUAUUCUUCAUAUCGGCGACCCGCGACGAAAACGACAAAGGUAUCUACGUGAUAAUGGGUUGCGAGAGACGUACUAUGGGCAUGUGUAAUGGACUAUUUUAUAUCGGGUUACCGGGCAAAGGACUCCUGUGUAGUAAGAAGAUACCAGACACGGUGCUGUUCGGUGCACCAAUCGGAGAGUUCUCAGCUGAAGGUAUCAAAAUGGAGCCAAUAGAGCCGAUGAAGAAAUGGGCCCUCUCGUACAAAGGGAAGAUGUGGUUCCAGAACGAGCCAUCAAAAUUAAUAGACGUAGAGUUCACCGGAGAAUGGUCAGCGACAACUAAUUACUUUGAUUUCGACACGGAUUUGCAUCCGCCAGCCAUCAUCAGGUCCAUAGCUAAGGAGAAGUGGAGUCGACGGUACUUCGAGGGCCUCAAGACAGCACAUCAGUCGCAUUACGAACAAUUCGGAGCACUCAAAUGCAAAUUUAAGUUAGAGGAGGAAUCCUUCGAGUACACGCUGCCUUCCUUCAGAGACCACAGCUUCGGUCACAAGCGUGACUGGAGCCUGAUGCACCGGUACGCGUUCCACCACAUGUUCCUGAGUGACGGCACCAGCGUCAGCGUUGGCGUCAUCUGCCAGCCCCUCACCGCCUCCACUAUGGAAGCAGGCGUAGUGGCACUACCCAACGGGGAGCUGCACCCCGUGCAGUGGGUGGAGCUGCAGCUGUACCAGCACGGGGAGGGCGGCGCCGCACCCAGAGACUACGCCUUCAGGUUCCAAGCCGGACACAAAGUUUAUACAGCUCAGGUGAUCUAA
Papilio polytes (common Mormon) is the source of this 1220-nucleotide messenger RNA. RefSeq lists its product as uncharacterized. The record is from RefSeq and is a predicted model, not a curated record. The coding region runs from base 144 to 1220 and encodes 358 amino acids. Lineage: Eukaryota; Metazoa; Arthropoda; Insecta; Lepidoptera; Papilionidae. The transcript has 8 exons.